This is a messenger RNA of Trametes versicolor FP-101664 SS1, 717 nucleotides long. RefSeq lists its product as uncharacterized. Lineage: Eukaryota; Fungi; Basidiomycota; Agaricomycetes; Polyporales; Polyporaceae. The record is from RefSeq and is a predicted model, not a curated record. The transcript is spliced from 5 exons. The coding region runs from base 1 to 717 and encodes 238 amino acids.
AUGGCUGGCGUCGAACUCCCCUCGGAUCCGUUCAACCCGCCUCGUAACGUCCUUGACACCGACGAGGUGUUUCCUCUCGCCACGGUUGUCACGCAAAGUAUGGACGGGAACCUGAAGUACACCUACGCGAAGGAGCGCGGCGGAAAGUACACCAUACAGGUUGCCCACAGUCCAGCGCUCGACUUCUCGUUCGAUGCGAGUACAUACAAACAAAUAACCGAAUCGGACUUCCCCGCGGGUGUAAUUGCGACGUUUUUCACCGCUGACGGGUACAAGAUCGAAUAUGUGAAGGGCAAUGACAAGGUGGGGAGGAAGUGGCUAUUCAUGUCUCGGAUUCCGAACAACCACAAUGCUGCCGGAGACGACACCUCGCCCAACGUCAAUGGCCCAGAUCGUCGCAUUGAGGUCCUUUACCAGACUCCUUACAACGGAGAUAAAGAACCAUACCAUCCCCCUGUCUACUACCGUGACAUUCGGCUGUCCGAUAUCUUGACGGACACGGCCGUAGUCGACAACUAUGGGGGCCCUGCGUAUGAUAGCUCGAUAGUAGGCAGCCAGAAGCUUUCAUUGCGGCUGCAGAAGGAAGCCGAAGCAAAGGGCACACCUCUGUCCGGACGGGAUGGCUCGAGCGUCCAGUUUGACCGUCUGGUCCUGAUGAGCGUCGCCUUCCCCUCCAAGGGUUCCAUCCAGCCCGAAAUCGGGGUUAUCUACGGGUAG